AUGUCUAAGAAAAAAGGUAACAAAAAAGUUCAAGAUUUUGAUGACGAGUUGGACGAGAAACAAGACCGUAAUGACUCGAACGCUAUAACCUCUAAAAGUAAAGUUAAAGCAAAAAAGAAAGGGAAAGUUAAUGCUGACUUAAGUGAUACCGAAGAAGUAGAUAUUGUUAAAAAAACUAUACAUUCUGAAAAUGAGGACGAAGUAAAACCUACAAAAAAGGCACAAAAAAAGGCUAAAAACAAAAAAAAAGGUGAUAUUUCUGAUGAUGACCUAGAGGAAAUUCAAUCAAAUAUCAGCACAAAUUUAAGCACGGCCCCUAAAACAACAAAACAAACCAAGAAAAAGAAAGGUAAAGGAAAAAAAGAUGAUGACUGGUCAGAAGAAGCCAGUGAUAUUGAGCUUAAGGAAGUGUCAGAAGAUGAAGUUGUAAAACCUGUUAGUAAAAAGAAAUCCAAAAAUAAAAAGAGAACCGUGGAUGAGCUCAGUGGUGAUGAGGAUCAUAAUGAUUCAAAGUCAUUAGUAAACGAUACAUCUAGCAAACAAACCAAGGGAAAAAGUAAAAAGGGUAAAGGAAAAAAGAAUGAUGAUUGGUCAGAUAAUGCUAGUGAUGUGGAGCUUAAAGAAGUAUCAGAGGAAGAAGUUGCAAAGCCUGUUACUAAAAAGAAAUCCAAAAAUAAAAAGCAGGCAGCAGCUGUACAAUCUUCAGAUGAAGAAGACCAUGAUGAUUCAAAGUCAGUACCCAGCAACGUUACAGAAUCCACUGAUAAGUCAAAGAGCAAGAAAGGUAAAGGAAAAAAGAAUGAUGAUUGGUCAGAUAAUGCUAGUGAUGUGGAGCUUAAAGAAGUAUCAGAGGAAGAAGUUGCAAAGCCUGUUACUAAAAAGAAAUCCAAAAAUAAAAAGCAGGCAGCAGUUGUACAAUCGUCAGAUGAAGAAGACCAUGAUGAUUCAAAAUCAGUACCCAGCAACGUUACAGAAUCCACUGAUAAGUCAAAGAGCAAGAAAGAAAAAGGUAAAGCAGAUGAUCGGCCUGAUGCUGACAGUGAUAAUGAUUAUAAGAUGGAACUUUCUGAAUAUGAAGAGAUCAUACCUGUAGCUAAGAGUAAAGGAAAAAACAAAAAGAAAAAUAAUAUAGAUGAUAUUGAAGAAGAACUAAAGAAAUUUGAAAUUAAGGAACCCGAAUCAGUUGAAGAAAUAAAAGAGGCACAAAAAGAAGAAAAAGCUAAAGAAGAAAAAGUUGAAUCUGUGGAGAAAAAAAUGAGCCACAAAGAUAAGAAGAAACUUAAAAAGCAACAAGAGUAUGAGAAGCAGAUGGAGAUGUUGACGAAGAAAGGUGGACAGGGCCACAGUGAGCUGGAUGCGAAUUUCACUGUUAGUCAAGCCCAGAAAUCUGCUGGUCAAAUGGCAGCCUUGGAAAACGCAGUGGAUAUCAAAGUGGAAAACUUCUCUAUAAGCGCCAAAGGGAAAGACCUUUUCGUAAAUGCCAAUUUGCUUAUUGCAAAUGGUCGUCGAUAUGGUCUCGUUGGGCCAAAUGGUCAUGGGAAGACUACUUUGCUCCGACAUUUGGCGCAACGUGCCUUUCCUCUUCCACCUCAUAUUGAUAUACUGUUGUGUGAGCAGGAAGUCACGGCGAGUGACACAAGUGCUGUGGACACACUACUAGAGGCCGAUGUCAAGAGAACUGCCUUACUCAAAGAAUGCAAGGAGUUAGAAGCUGAAACAGAAAAGGGUAAUUUGAGCAAACAAGAUAGACUGAACGAGGUGUAUGCGGAGUUGAAGGCGAUCGGUGCUGAUGCAGCGGAGCCACGCGCUCGACGUAUCUUGGCCGGUUUGGGCUUCAGCCGAGAGAUGCAAGACCGCGCUACCAAGAACUUCUCUGGUGGCUGGCGAAUGAGGGUGUCUCUGGCCAGAGCUCUGUACAUUGAACCGACUCUGCUGCUGCUUGACGAACCUACAAAUCACUUAGACCUCAAUGCCGUUAUUUGGUUAGACAAUUACUUACAAGGUUGGAAGAAAACGUUGCUGGUAGUAUCUCACGAUCAGUCUUUCUUGGACAAUGUUUGCAAUGAGAUCAUUCACUUGGACCAACAAAAGCUUUUCUACUACAAGGGCAACUACUCAAUGUUUAAGAAGAUGUACGCGCAGAAACGAAAAGAGAUGAUAAAGGAGUAUGAGAAGCAAGAGAAGAGAUUGAAAGAAUUGAAGGCACACGGACAGUCGAAGAAACAGGCCGAAAAGAAGCAGAAGGAAGCGUUGACACGCAAGCAGGAGAAGAACAGGAGUAAGUCACAACGCGAAGAAGCUGACGAGGGUGCCGCGCCAGUAACUUUGCUGCAGAGGCCCAAAGAGUACAUAGUCAAGUUCAACUUCCCAGACCCGCCGCCGUUACAGCCGCCUAUACUUGGAUUGCACAACGUGGACUUCAACUUCCCUGGUCAAAAGCCUCUCUUCAUAGGUGUAGACUUUGGUAUAGACUUGAACUCACGUAUCGCCAUUGUUGGACCCAACGGUGUUGGGAAAUCUACCUUCUUGAAGCUUCUUGUUGGAGAGCUUAGUCCCAUACGAGGGGAAUUAAUUAGGAAUCAUAGAUUGAGGAUCGGACGCUUCGACCAGCACUCCGGGGAGCACCUGACGGCGGAGGAGUCGCCAGUGGAGUACCUGCAGCGGCUGUUCGGGCUGCAGUACGAGAAGGCGCGCAAGGCGCUCGGCACCUUCGGGCUGGCCGGACACGCGCACACCAUCAAGAUGAAGGACCUCAGCGGCGGCCAGAAGGCGCGCGUCGCGCUCGCAGAACUCACCCUAAUGGCGCCCGACGUUGUUAUUUUGGAUGAACCGACGAACAAUCUGGACAUUGAGAGUAUAGACGCACUAGCCGAAGCGAUCAACCAAUACAAGGGUGGCGUGGUGAUCGUAUCUCACGACGAGCGCCUCAUACGUGAGACAGACUGCGCGCUCUACGUCAUCGAAGACCAGACCAUCAAUGAGGUCGAUGGAGACUUCGACGAUUACAGGAAGGAGCUGCUGGACAGUCUCGGAGAAACGAUCAACUCACCAUCCAUCAUCGCGAACGCUGCAGUACUGCAGUAG
Molecule: messenger RNA, 3084 nt
Organism: Parnassius apollo (apollo)
Lineage: Eukaryota; Metazoa; Arthropoda; Insecta; Lepidoptera; Papilionidae
Source: the annotation of a GenBank genome assembly